This is a messenger RNA of Tricharina praecox, 558 nucleotides long. RefSeq lists its product as uncharacterized. The coding region runs from base 184 to 480 and encodes 98 amino acids. NCBI's taxonomy places the organism in Eukaryota, Fungi, Ascomycota, Pezizomycetes, Pezizales, Pyronemataceae. The transcript has 3 exons. The record is from RefSeq and is a predicted model, not a curated record.
CUCACCAGGACGACGAGUCUAUCAACGGACGUCGGAAGUGACUGUAUAUAAGAACGUCCGUGGAUUCCCAUUUCCAUCCAUCGUAAAGCACGCACAUCACACAUCGCCGCGAUACUAUAACUACUCUACCUACCACACGACCACACCCUUUAAAGAACCCCCACACCCCCAAGAAACCUCAUAAUGGACGUCAUCAAGAACCUCGGCGGCAAGGACGCCAACACCCAGCAGACCAGCGACCAGUCCGGCGGCGGCCUCCUAGACACGCUCCACGGCGCCGUCGGCGGCGGGCGGCAAAGCGAGAAGAACGAGGACGGCGUUGAUAAAGGCGUCGACUUCGUCCAAGAAAAGUUCAUGGGCGCCGGGCCGCAGGAUAACGAGAGCGCGCUAGAGCAGGCGAAGGAUGAGAAGAUAAGUGAUUUCGUCAGGGGACAGUAUAAGUCGGCUACGGGGAGUGAGGUGCCGAUUAAGGAUAAAUAGGUAGAUGGGGGGUUAGAUCUGGAGUGGCGUGUAUGGAGACGAGGCGGUGAGUCAAUUGGAAAUAAAUCAUUCGAGGAA